AUGGCCCUGCUGGAUCUGGACAACGUUGCGCCGCACCUCGAACGAAACUCGAUUCUCUCGAUACCAGAGUACAGGAUAAAAGAUGGCCGCUAUGCGGUAAGCCCAUUUUCGCUGUUGCCAAUUUGUCUGGACGGGUCGAGGCUUAUCACCGUCACAUGUCAAAAGCUGACUUUAUCUCAGGGACCCCGGGUGGAUAAGAUAAUUCUUAUGUAG
Gongylonema pulchrum is the source of this 213-nucleotide messenger RNA. NCBI's taxonomy places the organism in Eukaryota, Metazoa, Nematoda, Chromadorea, Rhabditida, Gongylonematidae. The record is from the annotation of a GenBank genome assembly.